AUGAGGCUGGAUUAUAGCUACACGCCGCCUUCAGAGUCGGAGGACUAUGGUGAGAACUCAGCAGACAGUGGAUACAGCGAAACAGAAUUCGAUAUCAUGCUGGACCAAGCUGAGAUUGAUGCCGCGCGGGUUGUGUACCCUCCGCAGCCAGAGGUUGAGUUUGGCUUCCCGAAGGAAUGCUACUGUGGUGGCCAACCGGUUGUAGAGACGUCUUACACAAGAACUGAUCCUGGGAGAAGGUUUUACACCUGUGAGAACAGGGAUGACGGAGAUUGCCAUGUCUGGAAGUGGUGGAACGUCGCGGUGAUGGAGGAGAUUAGAGCUAUGUGUACACAGUGUGGCCUGCUGUCUCAAAAGGUAGAUUCUCUAUCAUUUGUUACUGACUACGAGUCACAUCUUAACCGGGUGAAAGAGCUACAUGAUGAGACUGAGCAAAAGCUCGAGAACAGUUGUGGUGAAUUAGGUAAAAAAAAAACUAGGUUGGGAAAAAGGGAUGAAUUCGUUGUAGGGGUUAUGGUUUUUCAAUUAGUGAUCAUAGCCAUUGUACUCAUGGUCAAGUAG
Molecule: messenger RNA, 561 nt
Organism: Brassica oleracea var. oleracea
Lineage: Eukaryota; Viridiplantae; Streptophyta; Magnoliopsida; Brassicales; Brassicaceae
Exons: 1
Coding region: 1-561 (186 amino acids)
Molecular function (GO): zinc ion binding
Source: RefSeq, a predicted model, not a curated record